This is a messenger RNA of Antechinus flavipes (yellow-footed antechinus), 3407 nucleotides long. It is a transcript of the gene STX5, whose product is annotated as syntaxin 5. The transcript is spliced from 11 exons. Bases 896 to 1966 code for a protein of 356 amino acids. Gene Ontology annotation, cellular component: endomembrane system; SNARE complex; Golgi membrane. Lineage: Eukaryota; Metazoa; Chordata; Mammalia; Dasyuromorphia; Dasyuridae. Gene Ontology annotation, biological process: vesicle fusion; intracellular protein transport; endoplasmic reticulum to Golgi vesicle-mediated transport. The record is from RefSeq and is a predicted model, not a curated record. Gene Ontology annotation, molecular function: SNARE binding; SNAP receptor activity.
UGCCGUCAUUUGGGGGCGGGGCCACGCCUAGGUGACGUGUCAGCCUCUGGUCUCUGGUCGCGUUUCCCUUACUCGGUCCCCGGGGAAGAAGCGGUAUCAGCCCGCGCGGCGGAGGCGGCGGCAGCAGACAGCGACGCGGAGAUUUUUUCUCCUACUCUCCUUUUGGCAUGUCCAGCACAAAAACCUUGAGCUUGGAGUGACAGCUCCGGCAUUCCCAGGGGCCGUCUCUGUGACCCGGGCAAGUUACUUACCCCCUUCGGCCUCAGCUGCCUCAUCUGUAAAAGGAAGGGAUUUGAUCUUGCACUGCCUGGAUCCAUGCUUCCUCUUCCUGAGCCUUUCCUUAAUCCCACCUUCUCCAUCCUCGCCCACUCUCCCUGUUCUUUUCCCCAUCUUGUUCUUUCUCAUCAUCUUAUGAUUUCCUCCCUUUUCUUGGGCCAGUUGGAGGGGAAUGUGGGGAGGGAAAAGUAGGUAGUGUUUCCUCCCUUCAGGAGUCCGUGUGAUUUAAUGGGUUCCCGUCCUGGCUCCUCUGUGACUCCGUGAUCUGCUCUGAGUCAAGUCUCAGCCUCUGUUUCCCUGUCUGUAAAACAAGACUACUGCUCCUCGUACAGAGAUUCCCUCCCAAUGCUCUCAGUCUAGAAUGGGAACUCUUCCCCCUCCUGCCCCUCGUGACUGCUCUGCUUUCCCCCACAUUGAUUCGAAGUGUUGGCCCUUCUGCUCAGUCCCCCGUGAUGCCGGAGUUAAAUGUCCGGCCAGAUCAGCAUGAAAAGUAGGGGGAAGAGGGGGAUAUCGUGGGCUAGCGGAGAAGGAAGGAGCCAGGAGUCUGGGGAAAUGGGGGACGAUGGAGAACAGAGAAUGAUGGCUUGCCCCCCACAACAGUCCGAGGUUAUGCGUCUAAAUGAACACGAGGAAACGCUACGGGUCUAAGAACACAGAUCAGGGAGUCUACCUGGGUCUCUCAAAGACACAGGUGCUGCCCCCUGCAGCGGCUGGCAGCGGCCUCAGCGGCAGCAUCCCCACCACCACCUCCUCCCCUUCGCCGGGCCCCCCUCCUGACACCAUGUCCUGUCGAGACCGAACUCAGGAGUUCCUGUCCGCCUGCAAGUCCCUGCAGAGCCGCCAGAAUGGACUCCAGACAAACCGGACAACGGCUCUCAGUGCUGUCCGGCAGCGCAGUGAGUUCACCCUCAUGGCCAAGCGCAUCGGGAAGGACCUGAGCAACACUUUUGCCAAGCUGGAGAAACUGACCAUCUUGGCCAAGAGGAAGUCCCUGUUUGAUGACAAGGCUGUGGAGAUUGAGGAGCUGACUUACAUCAUCAAACAGGACAUCAACAGUCUCAACAAGCAGAUCGCCCAGCUGCAGGACUUUGUCCGGGCCAAGGGGAGCCAGAGCGGGCGGCACCUGCAGACCCACUCCAACACCAUCGUGGUGUCCCUGCAGUCGAAGCUGGCCUCCAUGUCCAACGACUUCAAGUCUGUUCUGGAAGUGAGGACGGAGAACCUGAAGCAGCAGAGGAGCCGCCGGGAGCAGUUUUCCCGUCCGUCUGUGGCAGCUCUGCCCCUCGCCCCCAACCACCUGGGGGGUGGGGCUGUGGUGUUGGGAGCCGAGCCGAGGGCCGCAGGGGACGUGGCCAUUGACAUGAUGGACUCCCGGACCAGCCAGCAGCUGCAGCUCAUUGAUGAGCGGGAUUCCUACAUCCAGAGCAGGGCGGACACCAUGCAGAACAUUGAGUCCACCAUUGUGGAGCUGGGCUCCAUCUUCCAGCAACUGGCACACAUGGUCAAGGAACAGGAAGAGACCAUCCAGCGGAUUGACGAGAACGUGCUGGGGGCACAGCUGGACGUGGAGGCCGCGCACUCGGAGAUCCUCAAGUACUUCCAGUCCGUCACCUCCAACCGCUGGCUCAUGGUCAAGAUCUUCCUCAUCCUCAUUGUUUUCUUCAUCAUCUUCGUGGUCUUCCUGGCCUGAGGCUUCCUGGUGUGGAGGCCCCCCGGUGGAAAUCAUUCCUUCAGGGGCCCUGCAGCCCCGCCUGUCUGGGGUGGUGGGGGAAGGGCAGGAGGCCAUCUCUGUUUCCUGGGACUGAAGGACGGCCCCUGCCCUGUGACCCCGGGCCCACCUCUGCCCUUCCUUUUUUCCACCCAAACUCACCAGAGUUUGGACUGCCGUGAAAGGGUGGAAGGGGAGGGGGCCCCGGGCCCCAGCGGGGAGUUUCUCUGCGCCUGCCCUGGCGCCUGGCUGAGGCUCCAUUGCGGAGGUGCACAAAGGACGGGGAGAAGGGAAGGCGGGCGCCCCUGCGGCUUCUCCCCUCCUUCCCCAAGUCUUCACUGUGUCGGGCAGAGCCCCAGCACCGCCGGCGGGCGGCUCCCAAGGACUGCGUCAGUUUGCCAAAGGCACUGUCAUCCCCAUUUUGCCGGAAUUACAGCAGACGGUCAGCCCUGUCGGCCUUGUCCUCAUUUCAGGGAGAGCGCGCGUCGCGGGGUUGGCCGGGGCGCCUCCUGGGCUAGUGAGAGGCUGGGGCUGGCCUAGCUGAGGCUGCUGGUCCCGUCCCAGCAGCAGCCAGGGAAGCUAGUCUGAGACCCCGAGCCGCUUCCCCGGAGGGAGGAAGAGGAGGGAGAGAAUCUGAGCCAAGGAUGUUCUCAGUGGACUUGGAAGGGGUUGUCUCAGCCCCCUUGCCCAUUGGCUGUGCUCCUCCUUGAGCUUUUGAGGGGGCCAAGGUCAAGGGGCUCAUGAUCCUUCCCUGCUGGGAUCCCGCUGUCUUCAGUGGCCUGCGGACACUCCUGGGGCUUUCUGCCCCUGGAUCAGACCAGGAUGGCAGUGGGCCCGCAGCAGCCGCCCCUCCCCAGUCAGGCCCCUCUCCUCAGCAGACCUCCCAAGGCCUUCUCUUGCCUUACCCCCAUGGCCAGUGAGCCCCGUGGUUAUCUAGCUGGUGUCCUGGCGGCAGCUGUAGGCGUCCUUGUGAAGGCCCCCAUUUCUCAGUUCCUUCCAGUGUCCCAGGCACACAGGCGUCCUGGGGAGGCAGAUCCUGGAGUCCAGUCCUCAGGAAGAAUUUGUCAAGGCUCCUGGUCUUUGUAAAGGUUGAGAUUUCUGGGGAAGCAUAUGGGGAAUGCUUCCUGCCUGGACAGCCUUGGGAGACCCUUGAGACCACCAUCAACAUCUUGUUCCCAGGCUCUGAAGGCAGAGCCCUGUAGGCCAGUGGCUUCCUGUCCUCUCCGAGGCUUUGGACCUCAACAAGACAGAACCAGUUCUGGGGGAACUCAGAGGGCUGGGAUGUGGUGGGGGGAGGAUGAGGCAGCGAGGCAUCAUGGAAGGAGCACUGGUCCUGGCAAGAGACAAGACCACCUGCAUUUGAGUCUCCACUUGCUCCUGAUGUGCCCUCAACCAAGCCAAUAAAGUAGACGUUUCUCCAGUG